GCAUCGGAUUGUCGUCGGCAAGAGGAUCUCGCCGCCGUAUCGUGUCCCCAAUUUCAAAUCAGCGCGUCCGGUGGCGCCGUCCGCCGCCUAAAACUCCGCCCCCCCUCACUCCUCCCCGCCUCCGUCCGCCUUCGCCGCCCUAGCUAGCUAGGAUUCCUCUCGGGCUCCACGCGCGCGGAGCCACCCCCACCAACGGCACAUCCCAUGUCCCGUGCGCCGGCGACCAGCGCCGCAUCCCACCGCCGCCGCGGCAAGCGGCGCAUCGUCGGCGCCCACGGCACCGAAUCCCUUCCUCGCGGCCGCAGCCACCUCCUCGCCUUCCGCUCCUUCACCCUCCGCUUCGCCCUCGCCGCCCCGCCCCACCGCCGCCGCAAGCGCCGCCCCGCCCCCAGUCCCCGCCCCCGCCGCAGUAGCGUUGUUGACCCCAGCCGCUUCCUCGCCCUCCGCCCGUUCGUCCUCCGCUACCUCCUCGCGGCCGGCGCAUCGGCCCCUUGCCGCCGUCGGAAGGCCUCCGUGAUAGACAUGGGCCACCUCCUCUCGCGGCUGCUGAGGGAGAGCACCGGCGAAGGCGGCUCAAGGGUACGCAAGAGGCGCGACAAGGGAUUGCGGGAGGUGAUAGAUCUCACUGCGAAUAGGGUUCAAGCUGACAAGGCCAAUGCCGCCAGGUGGGGUAUUGGCGAUGUGAGCAGCAUCACACUGGAGGAGGUGCCCGACGAUAGUCCCAAAGAGGAUCUGUCUGAAUUAUUUGCACCUCUCACAAAUGAAGAAGAAAGUGAAGUAAACAACUUAUUGAAUGGUAGUGCUCACAGUAAAAAAAUAAUAGUGCUGCAUAAGCCUUCAAACAUUGAGAUUACCAAAGAGAAACUAUGGUGUUUGAGGCCUCGUGGUUGGUUAAACAAUGAGGUCAUCAAUUUGUACCUUGAAUUAUUAAAGGAGAGAGCAGAAAGAGAACCCAAAAGAUUUUUAAAAUGCCACUUCUUUAACACAUUCUUUUAUACGAAGCUUGCUUGUGGAAAAACUGGUUAUGACUAUCAAUCUGUUAGAAGAUGGACAACCCCCAACAAGUUGGGUUAUAGGCUUGCGGAUUGUGAGAAAAUAUUUAUUCCAGUACACAGAGAUGUACAUUGGUGCUUGGCAAUUAUUGACAUGAAGGAAGAAACUUUUCAUUAUCUUGAUUCUCUUGGUGGCAAGGACAGUGGCGUACUGAGGAUACUGGCUAGAUAUAUUAUGGAUGAAUUGAAGGACAAGAAUAACAUAGAGAUAGACACAAGUUCUUGGCGGGUAGUAUCUGUUCAUAUUCCUUUGCAACAUAAUGGAUGGGAUUGUGGUAUGUUUAUGCUCAAGUUCAUCGAUUUCUACAGCAGAGGUCUCAUACUAUCUUUUAGUCAGGAACAUAUGGAAUAUUUUAGGAUGCGGACAGCAAAGGAGAUCCUGAGAUUAAGAGCUGAUUAAGAAUGUCCCGUUUAUGACCAACAUUCGGACAUUUUCCGAAGGUAUUCUUCUUGCAUUCCGCUUGCCAAGAUGCGAGGAAGUAUUUCUCGGCUGUCAACAACUAGAGUUCUGGUGAUUAUAAGCUCUAGGACUAAUCACCAUGCCACCACAGUUUUGUAAGAUCUUUAAUUCUUAUAUUCAUCUAGGAUCUGAUUUUGAUAGAAUAGAGGGUUGGAAAAGAGAUAUAUAGGGAAGACAGUAAGACAAGUUUAUUGGUAGAGUGCUCUGCUCACCCCGAUAGCAUGUAGUUGCAAUAAUUGCAAUUUGGAACUAAAGAGAGGUUGACCUUGUACCUCUUAUUCUACUAUUAACUUGACAUUGCAUGUACUGCUGUGGAAACUUAA
Aegilops tauschii subsp. strangulata is the source of this 1835-nucleotide messenger RNA. Its product is annotated as putative ubiquitin-like-specific protease 1B. Gene Ontology annotation, cellular component: nucleus. Gene Ontology annotation, molecular function: deSUMOylase activity. NCBI's taxonomy places the organism in Eukaryota, Viridiplantae, Streptophyta, Magnoliopsida, Poales, Poaceae. The record is from RefSeq and is a predicted model, not a curated record. Gene Ontology annotation, biological process: proteolysis; protein desumoylation.